AUGUCGACCCAUCCAACCACCACCACCACCAACACCGUUGGCCACCACAAACAACAAGUACUCACCUCUGCCGAUUUCAUUUAUGAUGCUCAUCCCAUCUUGUUCUAUGUAAAGAUGAAUUUUGAUUUUGAGGGUCAGAGAGAAAGAGAGCUUAAACUUCAUCAAGGAGAUAUUGUUGGAGUUACAAAAGACAAUGUUCAAGGCUGGAGUGUUGGAAAGUUUAAUUCCAAAAUCGGACUCUUUCCAACUGCAUUUGCCUCUCCUGUUCAGUGCGGUGCUGAUGGCGCAGUCUCUGUUUUGAUGCGAGUGUGGAGAGGAUAUAAAUUUAAAAAAGGACUCGAAAGAAAAAAUAGAGUGAGAGAAAUUAUUUGUAUCAUUAAUGAACUGAUUGAAACUGAAAAGAAUUAUUUGUACUUUUUAGAUGUACUUGAUACUUUAUACAUUCAAGUGUUUGAAAGUAGAUUGGAAGCAAAGAAGCCACUGAUUUCUCAAGAGGAAAUCAAAAAAGUAUUUGGAAAUGUGCGUCAAAUUAGAAAUUUAACGAAAAUAUUGCUCAACGAGGUUCAAAAACAGAAGAACGAAAAUAGGAAUAGUGGAAACAUUCCUAAAAUUCUCGAUGUGUUUGUAAAGCAUCUUCCCUUUCUUAACUUUUACAGUGACUAUGUCAAAGGUUAUGACUUGGCUGUUGAAAUAGUCAAUGAGAUAUGUAAAAAGAAUAAGGAAUUUGAUAAACUUCUUAAACAAAGUAGAGAUGAUCCUCUAUCCAAAGGACUUGGACUUCGUGAUUUGCUCCCCAAACCAAUGCAACGUAUUUUUGGAUACAAGAAUUUGUUUGAUCGCCUGGUUAAAAUAACUCCCUCUGAUUCUGUAAUUUAUUUGAAAGUGAGAUCAUUGGCAGAAAAUAUGGAAAAAAUUGUUUCGAAAAUUAAUGAGAGCAAACGACACUAUGAAACCUCUCAAAAGGUGGCCUCACAAUUCAGUAGCUUAUUAAAAUCAUGGAGAAAGUUUAUGAAAGAAGGAAGAAUUAAAAUUCAGCACCACAAUGAGAAGGGAGAGGAGUGGGCUGAUUGUUACUUAGCAUCGGAUAUAUUUGCAUAUACUUCGAAUGGAAAGAAGGAUAUUGUGAUCUUGCCAUUAAUCUUUUCUUCAGUGAUUGAAAAUUUUGGUAAGUAA
This is a messenger RNA of Naegleria fowleri, 1173 nucleotides long. RefSeq lists its product as uncharacterized. Bases 1 to 1173 code for a protein of 390 amino acids. The record is from RefSeq and is a predicted model, not a curated record. The transcript has 5 exons. Gene Ontology annotation, molecular function: protein binding; guanyl-nucleotide exchange factor activity. NCBI's taxonomy places the organism in Eukaryota, Heterolobosea, Eutetramitea, Acrasida, Naegleriidae. Gene Ontology annotation, cellular component: cytoplasm.